AUGAUUCUAUCAAGGACUGCUCGAAACUCCUUCGGGCGACCGACAGGGCUGCUCGCGGAGCUCUCGAGAAAAAGGCAGCCGUACGCAUGCAAGAAUCCUUCUUCGACGCCCAGAGUCUCUCUUACGUCGUCGCGGAAGAGGUGGACUUCUACUGAAGCCGGCGACAAUGAAUCAGGCCACAUACUAACCCAGAAAAAUGAGGGAAUCUUGUUCUUUGACAAUGUUUUUCCUCUAAAGCUUCAAUGGCUCAAUCGUAUCCCCUAUCUAAAUCCCGACAAGUUCCUUGCGACAUCCCUCAGCAAAGUCAAUCAACCCAAUCUCGCUCUGGCCGAUCCCUCCAGCAUCAUCAAGCGAGCCCUGCCUGAGAACCUCCCCCUCCAUGUCAAAACGAUUCUACCAAGACUGCGCGAGGGCGGCGCAUUUGUCAAGUUCUCUCAUGAAGAAGGAAUAUCUGCCACCGAGCUGGAAAGCACGCUGAAACAAUACCUUGAGGAAAAGCCCAUUACACCAUGGUUCAAUCCUUUUCGGAGGGUGCGCGCCUUUCUGGUGCAAGGCAAGCCGUGGAUCGAAGAUCUGUAUCGCGUACCUACUCCCAGAAUAAAGGUCGAAUUCUUGCCUACUGCUCCUGAGAAUGCUGCGGCCGAAUUGACCCAAGAGACACUCUAUUCGUUGUUCCGGCGAUAUGGAAAGCUCACCGAGAUCAUACCGCAACCUUCCGACUCCAAAGUUGUGCCAAAGUAUGCCUAUAUCGACUACACACGAGUCCGAUUCGCAACCAUGGCCAAGAAUUGUAUGCAUGGUUACAUCGUCCCGGCCCAAGAUGGCGGAGGAAAGACUGGAACGCUCCUCAAACUGAGUUAUGAAUCCAAGCGCAAAAGCUAUUGGAUAUGGGACUGGAUGACGAACCACCCCAGGAUUGUUAUUCCUUUCAUAGUCGCUCUACUGACAGCGGCGUCUGUCGCCGUGUUCGACCCCAUCCGGACAUUCUUCAUCAGGAUGCAUAUCAGCCACGGUCUGCAUCUGGAAGAUUAUCGUAUCUUCAAGUGGGUCAGAAGCCAACUCUUGCGAGGCUACGACAUCAUCAGAUUCCGGAACCAGAAUCGUGACGAGGACAACCUAAAGAUUGUCUGGGAAGACCGCCAGGACGUCAUCAAUCAGUUGAAAACGUGGUUGAUCGAGACUGCAGACACAUUUAUAGUGGUGCAAGGACCGCGCGGGGCAGGCAAGAAGGAAUUGGUCCUCGACCAGGCACUGAAAGAUCGACCACAUAAGCUGGUGAUUGAUUGCAAGAAGAUCCAGGAAGCACGCGGAGACAGCAACACCAUUGCCGCCGCCGCCGCCGAAGUGGGCUACCGCCCUGUGUUUUCUUGGAUGAACAGUAUCAGCAGCAUGGUCGAUCUUGCAGCGACAGCCACCAUUGGCACGAAAGCAGGAUUCUCCGAGACGCUGGACAACCAACUGGCCAAGAUUUGGGGCAACACGACGACAGCGUUGAAGCAGAUUGCAUUGGCGCCACGCAAAAAGGACGACAAAGAUGCGCAGAUGGCAGACGACGAGUGGCUCGAAGCUCAUCCAGAGUAUCGACCAGUGGUGGUGAUUGACAAUUUCUUGCACAAAAGCAAUGAGGGUUCUGCGAGUAUGGUCUAUGAUAAACUGGGAGAGUGGGCAGCUCUUUUGACGACGCAGAACAUUGCCCAUGUCAUCUUCCUGACUACGGACGUGUCUUUCUCCAAGUCCCUCAGUAAAGCCCUACCGGACAGGGUAUUCCGGCAAAUCACGCUGAGUGAUUGCACGCCCGAAGUGGCAAAGAAGUUCGUAAUCAAGCACUUGGACGCUGACAUUGCGGAAGGCGGCGAACCGGGCGAGGGUAAGAUCAGUCCAUCACAGCUGAGAAGUGAUCUUGAUGAGCUGGACGGAGUGAUCCAAGUUCUCGGCGGUCGAUUGACCGACCUUGAGUUCCUGGCGCGGAGGAUCAAGACAGGCGAAACACCAGGAAAAGCAGUUCGCCAGAUCAUUGAGCAAUCGGCGUCGGAGAUCCUCAAAAUGUAUCUUCUGGACGUCGACGUUUCGAGCCGCAAGUGGACGCCUCAACAAGCAUGGUUGUUGAUCAAAGAGCUUGCGGCAAACGAAACUCUCAGAUACAAUGAGCUUCUCCUCAAUGAUCUCUUCAAAGAUGGCGAGACCGUGCUGCAGGCCCUCGAGCAGGCAGAAUUGAUCACGAUUACAUCCAAGAACGGACGGCCAUACAGCAUCAAGCCUGGGAAACCGGUGUACCAAUCUGCAUUCGAGUAUCUGACCGAGGAUGACGUGCUGAGGGCGAGACUGGAUUUGGCAAUUAUGUCUCAAUUGAUCAGCCUGGAGAACAAGAACGUGGAGAAAUACGAGGCGGAGCUGAAGACACUAGCAGAGAUGCCUGGCACGCCCAGCGAGUUGAAGCCCCGGAUCAAAUGGUGCCUGGGGAAAGCGAUGGCGAGCCAGGAGAAGAUUAUGAAGUACGAGGCGCAGAGUGGGAGGUUGAAGAAGGUGCUUGCUGAGCAGUUUUGA
Molecule: messenger RNA, 2544 nt
Organism: Fonsecaea nubica
Lineage: Eukaryota; Fungi; Ascomycota; Eurotiomycetes; Chaetothyriales; Herpotrichiellaceae
Exons: 3
Coding region: 1-2544 (847 amino acids)
Cellular component (GO): mitochondrial inner membrane
Molecular function (GO): RNA binding
Source: RefSeq, a predicted model, not a curated record